AGCCCGCUGAUGUCGGUUCGGUAAUGCCGGAGUAGACCCACUAUCACGGCCGGGUAGCAGCACGAACAGCCGCUGAAGGCGCCACCGGGACCGCGCUGAGGAAAGAUGGCCGCCCCUGCUCUCUCCAGCCGGGCCAGCUCGGCAGGCAGCCUCGGGAACAGCCCCACCAUGGCCGCCAGCAGGUUGCCUCACGGUGGCGGGGGCGUCGGGCCCGAGCUCGACUUUAGAUCGGCGGCCCGCAUGGAGGACCUGAACCGGCUCAUCCAGGAGUUCAGCAAGCACGACCAGCGGGAAUACGAUGACCAGCGGGCCCUGGAGAUCCACACGGCCAAGGACUUCAUCUUCUCCAUGCUGGGAAUGGUCCAGAAGUUGGACCAGAAGCUCCCGGUGGCCAACGAGUACCUCCUGCUGUCCGGCGGCGUUCGGGAGGGCGUGGUGGACAUGGACCUGGACGAGCUGAGCGUCUACGCCCGGGGCACAGACUACGACAUGGAUUUCACGCUGCUGGUGCCGGCGCUGAAACUGCACGACCGCAACCAGCCGGUGACCCUGGACAUGCGUCACUCGGCUCUGGGCCACUCGUGGCUCAGCCUCCGCCUCUUCGAUGAGGGAACCAUCAACAAGUGGAAGGACUGCUGCACCAUCGUGGACCACAUCAACGGGACCACCAACUACUUCUUCUCGCCCACCCUGGUGGCGGACUGGUUCUACCAGUCCAUCUCGCUGGUGCUGCUGGAGGUGCAGAAGAAGCCCCAGAGGGGCAUUCCCAGGGUGGAGAAGGUGGAGAGGAACGGGACGGUCAUCUCGGUCAUCCUGGGCGUGGGAAGCAGCCGCAUGCUGUACGACAUCGUCCCCGUGGUGUCGUUCAAAGGGUGGCCGGCGGUGGCGCAGAGCUGGCUGAUGGAGAACCACUUUUGGGACGGCAAGAUCACCGAGGAGGAGGUGAUCAGCGGCUUCUACCUGGUGCCCACGUGCUCCCACAAAGGCCGCAAGGAGAACGAGUGGCGCCUGUCGUUCGCCCGCAGCGAGGUGCAGCUGAAGAAGUGCAUCUCGUCCAGCCUGAUGCAGGCCUACCAGGCGUGCAAAGCCAUCAUCAUCAAGCUGCUGUCGCGGCCCAAAGCCAUCAGCCCGUACCACCUGCGCAGCAUCAUGCUGUGGGCCUGCGACCGCCUCCCCGCCAACUACCUGUCGCAGGACGACUUCUCCGCCCACUUCCUUCUGGGCCUGAUCGACGACCUGCAGCACUGCCUGGUCAACAAGACGUGUCCCAACUACUUCAUCCCGCAGUGCAACAUGCUGGAGCACCUGUCGGACGAGACGGCCAUGCUGCACGCUCGCAAGCUCUCCUCCGUGCGCUCCGACCCGGCCGAGCACCUGCGCACCACCAUCGAGCACGCCAAGGCCGCCAACAGGCUGACGGUGGAGCUGCAGUGGCGGGGGAGCACCAACAACCUGCCGUCGCCACAGUCCGACGCCGGCGGCGAGAACCAGCCGGACGACCGCCUGGCCAAGAAGCUCCAGCAGCUGGUCACGGAGAACCCCGGGAAGUCCAUCUCCGUCUUCAUCAACCCGGACGACGUCACACGGCCGCACUUUCGCAUCGACGACAAGUUUUUCUGAAGCGGACCCUCCUCGUCAGACCCUCUCCUCCAGUCACCCGCCACCGCCCAAACAUUUUUUAUGUUCCUCCACCACAGUGUCAAGUCAGGUGAUCGUCAAGUCGUGUUUUCCACGAGGGUUCAUUUUCUAGCGUCCUUAUUUUUCUACUUUCCCCCCUCCCCCGUCCCUCAAUGUGUUUCUACGUGCUGGAGGCCUUGACACGGACAUCCGGAAAGACACCGAGACAUGGAACCUCGUUCUCGCAACAAUCAGGAAUGUUGGGGAGGAGGGGGGAGAAGAACUUUUCAAAUGAAUUCAAGGAAUCUGGUUAAUGGUCACUCAUCAAGACCACGUCACUCGCACUCGCAACAACACGGGAACUAUUCUUACAUAGUACUUCACAAUGCGCAACUAAGAACAGUUCAAAGAAUGUACUUCAUUUCCAGCUGAAAUUUGUCCUUAUGCUCUUUUAGCUGUAAAAAAUAUCAAAGGCCGUGUCUCAAAUGGAAUACUUCCGUCAGUACACUUUAGAGGUCCUUGGUCUAAGUCCAUUUAAGUCAAUCACUCAAAAUGUAGACACUUGCUCACGUAGAUGACAGCAAGGCAUACUUGGUCAACAACCACACAGGUUACACUGACGGUGGCGGUAUAAAAAAAACCUUUAACACUCUUACUAAUAAUGCGCCACACUGUGAACCCACACCAAACAAGAAUGACAAACACAUUUCGGGAGAACAUCUGCACCGUAACACAACAUAAACACAACAGGACAAAUACCCAGAAUCCCAUGCAGCCCUAACUCUUCCGGGAUAACCACGAUAUCCCCGUGGUUGUCUUGCUCACUCGAAGCGAGGGCAAGACCGGUCAAUAAUGAGACCAGGAUGCUGCUUAGUGGUCAUUGUCCAUUUCACAGGAGCAGAUCAUUUCACAUGUUUUCAGUUACCAUUUCUAUCCUUAAUGACGAUGGCGGCAGUUUGUCCACUCUAUUCCACAAGGUCUAAUUGCAUUUUACUUCCGCUGUGCUUUUUCUUUGACGCACUGCCUUCAGAAAAGUAUCAAACGCUUGGGAAAUGUAGCGAAAAAGGGGGAAAAAAAGAACUAAAACGAACAAAAGUUAGUGUAAGUACGGAAGUGUGCCAGUUGAGACACGGCCAUAAGGGGAAAAAUGCUCAUCAGGCAUUAUCACAAUUGUGUCAUAAUUAUUGUGGAGUGAAAGUGAAAGAUUGUUUUGAGGUGUGAAUCUUCGGGCACCUAACGCUUUGAGCCAAUUCCGAAUCCAUUCUCAUUUUAACACGAUUCUCGAUUCAAACCGAUUCAAUGUUAUAUUUGGUAUGAUAAUUAUAAUGAAGCUUUUUUUAAAACAGGUU
Molecule: messenger RNA, 2966 nt
Organism: Nerophis lumbriciformis (worm pipefish)
Lineage: Eukaryota; Metazoa; Chordata; Actinopteri; Syngnathiformes; Syngnathidae
Product: nucleotidyltransferase MB21D2
Source: RefSeq, a predicted model, not a curated record